CCCCCAAGAUGGCGAUGCUGGCGGAGCCCAGGAGAAAGCAGAAGUGGUCUGUGGAUCCACGGAACAGCGCUUGGAGCAACGAUGACUCCAAAUUUGGCCAGAAGAUGCUGGAAAAGAUGGGCUGGUCCAAAGGAAAGGGUCUCGGGGCUCAGGAGCAAGGAAAUCCAGAACACAUCAGGGUUAAGGUGAAAAAUGACGUGCUGGGAUUGGGAGCUACCAUCAAUCAUGAGGACAACUGGAUUGCUCAUCAGGAUGACUUCAACCAGCUUCUGGCUGAGCUGAAUAACUGCCAUGGACAGGGUGAAACAGAGUCCUCAGUGAAAAAGCAGAAAAAGACAUUCAGCCUCGAAGAAAAAUCCAAAUCUUCCAAGAAACGUGUCCAUUAUAUGAAGUUUGCCAAAGGUAAGGAUCUCUCAUCUCGCACUGAACAGGACCUGUCCUGCAUUUUUGGGAGAAGGCAGAAGAGUGCCAAGACCCAGGAGGAUAUUGCUGAUCCUGACUCCCAAGAAGAGGAGAGGACCAAGUGUCUCUCCAGCCCUGGAGAUGGUUCCAACACAGUGAAGAGUGCUCUCACUGUCCAGGAAUAUUUUGCCAAGCGCAUGGCAAAGCUGAAGGGAUCCCAGCAGGAAACAGAACCAAAGGUGGAUCAUUCCAGCCCAGCAGCUGAUGAAGCUGUGGAGCCUUCAGAAGAGCUGGAAACCAAAGUCAAAAAGAAAAAGAAGAAGCAGAAGAGAGAUGAUGAGGCAGAAAGGACAGAGGACUGUGAGAAACCAGGGAAAAAGCCUAAGACAGGGAGCUUGAAUGGAAAAGAACUGGAUGAUCCACUGAAUGAAUGUCACAAAAGGAAAAAAAAGAGGCAACAUAAAGAGGAGAAUGAAGGAGAAAACAUCAGUUGUGAUGAGAAUACAGGCAGUGGAGAAAUUUCUGUGGGAAUGUCUGAGGGGGAGGAACUCAGCACAGAGGAGCAGGAGGAAAAGCAGAAGAAACGCCACAAGAAGAAGCACAAAAAGCAAAAAGAGGAGACAGGGGAGUGUGGGGAAGGAGCAUCCAGAAAGAAAAAGAAGCACUGCAAGAACUUUUAACCCUUUCAGGCUCAGGGGUGGUGAGUCUGUGUUGUAGGAGGCUCUGUAUAAACACAGCACCAAUCCAGGUUUGGACACUGCUCCAGCUCCAGAUGGAUCUAAACAGUCUGGAUCUAAACUCAGACUGGAUCUAAACUCAGACUGGAUUUAAACUCAGACUGGAUUUAAACUCAGACUCUAUCUAAACCCACCUUUUCCAAGGGAAAACGUGGUGAUGGGCCAACAGGAGCUUCAGCCCAUGUUCAAAAGGGAUCCACAUGGAGGAUCAACACAUCAAGACUGUGAAAGGCAGGGAAUGACUUUCUGCUGCUUCACCUGACUGUGUUUUUCUCAAUCCAGGAAAAAAAAAAUUAAAACCACCCUUGUACUACCUUUUUAUUAAAAUUGUUUUCAUUUGUGAGAGCCCAGCUCUGCUUUUGGAAGCAGGAGGGGGUUUGCAAAGCUGUUUUGUGUUUUUUCAUUGAUUUUUGAAAAGUGGUGUCUUAAUUUUUACAUUCAUCUCUUUUUACAUAUAAAAUGAAUGUUGUUUCUUCCCAAAGUGCUUACUCUGAUUAAAAGUUUGCUCAAAAACGUGUCAGCACUUAAGGGUGAAAUAAAAAGACCUCCCUGUGCCUCCAAACCAUUGUCAAAGAGUUUUAACUUUACACCAAAGCCAAAGGAAACGUGUAUUUACCUUAUAAUUUAGUAACCAUACCUAAAUCUUUGAUUUCCAGGCAAUACUCAGGGUCUCUUCACUGGUACCUCUGGAAUCCAGAAAGCUGCCUUGGAUAGAGCAAGGCUUUUUCCUGAAACUGGGACACCAAUAGAUUUUAAAAGCACAGUCAAAUUGCUGUUGCCAUUCACACAUUGAAAACUUGCAAUUUGGAUUUAUAACCAAACUAGAGCUUGUUUCUCAUUGUAAGCCUGGAAAUAAGGAAUGCUGGAACUGGGCACUGCCACAAGCAGUUUUGUGGGAGAUCUGAGACAUUCAGCUUGAAUUUUGGCAUUUUAAUGUCAUUUAGAGCUGUCAUGAGAGAUGGGUGGGCUUGGAAGUGGUGGAAUGGGAGGAAGGAUUCCCCUUCCCGGUGUCCUGUUCUGAUAUUUCUUUGGCCACAGCAAACUGACAGCACAACCCUGAAGACCAGAGAGUUGUCCUGGCAGAAUCCAGAAUCCAAAUCCAUGAGUUGCUCAUUUCACCCAGGCCUGGCUGGGUUUCAUCAGUGUAAAUCUAAAACAUCCCAUUGGCUGCUCUGCUGAAGAAAAUGGGUACAUUUUUAUAUUGUCUCAGCUCAGUGAAGUUGCUUAACACGGUCUGAGGAACAUUGUCAAGAUGCAGAUGUUAAUAGGGAAAAAAAUUUCCUUAAGCUGCCUUUAUUGUGCAGUGGAGGAAGCUCCAUCUGCAGCGCCCAGACCACAUGGAUGGUUUGGUUGCAGCUGAACUCUGGUUUUUUAAGAUCUCUUGGUUUCCAAAGCACCUUUUUUUCCCCUGCCUUUAGGACAUGCUCAUUCACUGC
Molecule: messenger RNA, 2575 nt
Organism: Melozone crissalis (California towhee)
Lineage: Eukaryota; Metazoa; Chordata; Aves; Passeriformes; Passerellidae
Gene: PINX1
Product: PIN2 (TERF1) interacting telomerase inhibitor 1
Exons: 7
Coding region: 9-1082 (357 amino acids)
Biological process (GO): regulation of ribosome biogenesis
Cellular component (GO): nucleolus
Molecular function (GO): nucleic acid binding; telomerase inhibitor activity
Source: RefSeq, a predicted model, not a curated record